CCAGGAAGUGACGGCUUUGCUGGUGGUCCUUCUGGAGUCGGUGAAGUCCGCGGCCGCCACCUCUUCGGCCACCGCGUUCCUGGGCGAUGGAGAAUGGAGCGGUGUAUGGCCCCACUACGGAGGAGGACCCGAGGCCAGUCAGGGGCGCCCGGAGCGGCCUCGCCGCCUACUUCUCCCUGAGCCGGCUUCCGUCGCGUCGGCUGGCGCUUAAAGUCUUGCAGCUGCUGCUGUCCCUGCUGGCCUUUAUCUGCGAGGAGGUCGUGUCACAGUGUACACUGUGUGGAGGACUUUACUUCUUCGAAUUCGUAAGCUGCAGCGCCUUUCUUCUGAGUCUCCUCAUCCUGAUCGUGUACUGCACUCCGGUUUAUGACCACGUCGAUACUGCCAAAGUCAAGCAGUCGGAUUUUUAUAUUACUUUGGGAACAGGAGGUGUGUUUUUGUUGGCAUCCAUCAUUUUCGUUUCCACACAUGACAGGACCAACGCUGAGAUCGCUGCAACUGUGUUUGGAUUUCUAGCAAGUAUUAUGUUCCUGUCUGACUCUGUGUUUAAGUUCUUGGAGAGACAACAGGAGCCCCAGAUGAGGAAACCAGAGGCUACCAGGAGGGCAGGGGCCCUCACAGAACCCCUUAAUGCUUAAGGACUUUGGGGACCGGGUGUUCCAUAAGGUAUUGACUGCGUGGUGCCUGAGCCCUGGCCGAAGCUCACGUAGAAUUUGUGUAAUUGUUCAACCACUUCCUUUGGAGAGCAAGGUGGGGAGGGCAGGAAGGCCGUUUUAUUAACAUUGGCCUGUGGGGCAGUCACUGCAAAUUAGACCAGAGUUUUUGGGUUUAAAAAAAUUUUUUUAAAUAACAGUUGAAACUGCUGUCACAUGAAAUGAUUCUGUGUUUGUUUUGGAGGCGAGGACAGUUGUUUCUUUAAAUCACAUAGCUCAAUUGAUAAUAAUUUAUUCUGUUGUUGUUACCAGGCCCAGCUUUCAAAUUAAGGCUAUACAGCCAGCAUGAUUAAGUUCAUCCACUUAGAAAUUGUUUUAUUUUUAAAUUAAUUUGCUUAGCCAUAAGUUUUUUGGGUUUUUUUUUUUUUGAUGAUGAUGAGAUAAAAUGUAAUGUAUAUUUGAGAGAUCACUAUUUAAAAUAUUGGUCUAGGGGUUUUUUUCCCUUAAAAAUGUAAUACCCAGGCUUUACUGUAUCUCAGCCUUAAAAUUAUAUUGUAACAUUUUAGGAUAAUUAUUAUUAACUCUUUGAGACCUUUUAUAGCCUAAUAGAAACCGUAUGGCAGGUAUUGGUAUUUUAUAUGUGUAAAAGCAGCAACAUCAGAAACCCCAUGUUUAUACUGCACUUUGGUCGUUGUUGAUAAGCAAAAAAAAAAAAAAAAGAUUAUAUAACACAUAGAAAAAUGGAAGAAACUCUCAUGGCUAAGGACCAAAGAUAAAGAAGACACACUUUUUGCACAAUACAGUGAAAGUAAUUUUAAAAACAGGCAUCAACCACUUACUACUGUCUGAAGAGAGAAGUUCGUACUAUGAGUUAGAAAUUGGUCCUUCCCCUUACUGGCAUACGGUUAUUUCUCCUGAAGUUAAUACAGCUCUGCAGGUCCCAUUCAGUGUGUUCUUUGAAGCCUCCCCUCUUUUUAAAACCCCAGCCUUUGAUUUUUCAUCUCUUUGAGAGUCUCCCUUUCGUGUCUCUUUAUCCACGUGGUCCAUACGCUGCUCCAUCAUCGACAGAGGUGGGCCUCCAGCUCUGACUCUCGCCUGAUGGCCGUGGUCUUCAGGUGGUCCAAAAUUUGGGGCCCUUUGAAUUGCAUCGAAUAUGUAGCAGGAUCUUUAGGGUUCUUGUUCCCACACUGGGCAUUACUCUGACUUCUUUUCAGGGGAGCCGUUUGUAGGAAAGUGAACAUGUAGCAAAUCCUGCCCAGAUUAAUACUGAUGAUGGUGUAAGGGGGCAGUCCAUCCAUUCUCAAGAGACACUUCAUAACUAGUUCUGAUCAUUUGGAAGAAUUGUCUCUUGCUGCCAGGCUUUCUUGGAACCAGCGAGAUAGGGCACUCGAGAAAGGACCUUUCUGACCAAGUGGUUCACAGAGUAGACCUCUCUUGUCCUCCUUUUGGAUUUUUGACUCGGGACUCCAGUGUUAAGGCAAUGAGCCCAUGCGUCAGGACUUUGGUGGAGGUCUCCCAGGCUAGCUGGGCUGGGUUUUCUAUCGGAAGGAGUGGAAUCAUGUUUCCAGGGAGACGAUUGAAUGACCCUGUCCUUUUUAAAUUUCUCAUUUGUGUGUUGUUGAUGUGGCAAAUGUCAUGGUCAGAAUCCAUCAUUAUGGCCAGACACAGCUUCCGCUCUGUCUUACUGACUCAGGACCUUAUCCCUUCGUACCAGAGCUUGGGUGCUAGGUAGUGUGGGUGGCGCAGUCCCACUGCCUCCCUGGGAGAUGAUGAAACCGAUCACUGAUGCUGUCCUUACUGGGUGUACCAUCGAAAAGAGGAGAAAUAGCCCGGGUCUGGGUUCCAAGAAUAAAGAGUGGUGCAAAAAGAACUCGCUUCUGGUCGGCAGGUUCUGGAAUUUCACACCCAACUGUACCCCUGUCAUUUGAAAACAUCUAGACACAGCAAACUGUCUGGGCUACCUCAGCCCCCCCUCCCCCGCACGCAUGGACUUAGUUGAGGUUGAUGGACGUGUCCCCGCCGGCCUCACACAUGGAGCUGUUGACACUGAGCUUCAGCUCUGAGGCUUGGCUCCCAUUUGUUUCCUUGGGGCACAAGUGGGCCUCGUAGCUGUCUACUUAAUCCUUCCCUGUUCAGAAAGAUCAUAUAUUCCCUAGUAUUUUUGGUCACUCUAGAACUUCUCUUCAUACUGUUUGUUAUGGGACCCGUGACUGAUUAGCCUCCUGCUAUAGAAUGAAAUGAGAGGAAAAAGACCAUUGGAAAAUAAAAAGUUCUCAAGGAGAACUUAGGACCAAAACCCCUUCUGUGUCCAAAACAGGGCACACUCAAUAAACUGAAAGUUAACAUAAUUUUUUAUUAACAGCCAUGUUAGACUUAAUUUGUUAUAUUUUAUACGAAUAAACUGUUUAGAAUGAUUCUUAAAAAUUAUAAGGGAAAUGCACAUACAGUAUAAAAAUUUUAUAAUUGCUGUACUUAAAUUAUGUUCUGUUUGGGGACUGGGAAAUGUAUUUUUACAUUGUUUAUAGCCAGUCGCUUUUGUAUUUAUCAAUUUAAAUCCUGUGUCUUUUUUUUUUUUUUUAUCUUUCUCAAUGUCAAAUUUUUGUAGUCUUCUUUUUAAAUAAAUCCAUUUUAUUGUC
Ailuropoda melanoleuca (giant panda) is the source of this 3289-nucleotide messenger RNA. It is a transcript of the gene CMTM6, whose product is annotated as CKLF like MARVEL transmembrane domain containing 6. The transcript is spliced from 4 exons. The coding region runs from base 87 to 638 and encodes 183 amino acids. Gene Ontology annotation, cellular component: membrane. The record is from RefSeq and is a predicted model, not a curated record. NCBI's taxonomy places the organism in Eukaryota, Metazoa, Chordata, Mammalia, Carnivora, Ursidae.